Astrephomene gubernaculifera is the source of this 3665-nucleotide messenger RNA. Lineage: Eukaryota; Viridiplantae; Chlorophyta; Chlorophyceae; Chlamydomonadales; Astrephomenaceae. The record is from the annotation of a GenBank genome assembly.
CGUUAUAGUAACGGUUGUGAAGGCCGUCAUUUAACAAGAUCUUGGCGUAUCUUGCAUUUUGCUAAUUGAAGCCUUUCUGGAUUGUGCUCACUGCAAAAUGAUCACUCAGCAUUAGGCAUAGGCGUCGGUUCUUGUGACAAGAAUGACAACUUGCUUAUACAAGGAAUGUCAUCCUCCCACGGGUGUAACCUUUGCGGAGGCAGCAUACCUCACGCACCCGCCUCUCCCUCAUGGUACGGCAACGACAGCGGCGGAAGCAUGGGCAGCAGCACAAGGCGGAGCACCAACACAACCGCAGCUUCCGAACCUGGUGGUGGUUCGGACCAACCGACUCGAAAUCUAUUGUGUGAGGACCGCUACCGGUCCUGGCGGCGGCAAUGUGGCUAGCAGCAGCGGCGGCAGCGGUGGAGGUGGCGGCGGUGGUGGUGGUGGUACGACACGGUUGGAGUUGGUUGUGUCGUACCACCUGCAUGGGGUCGUUGAGAGCAUGGCCGUACUCAGCGGCGUGACAACUCGGCGCCGGGAUGCGCUGCUGCUGACCUUCAGGGACGCCAAGCUCUCCGUGUUAGAGUGGGACAGCUGGAGCCACUGCCUGCGUACCUCCUCCAUGCACUGCUUCGAGGGGGAGGGGGGCGCCAAUGAACUGCUGCGCGCCUCCGGAGGGUACGGCAGCAUUGGUAAUACCGGUGGCAGCGGUACGGCAGCGGCUGGCGGCGGCGGUGCGGCCGGCGGCUUAGGCGGCAUUGGUCUGGGUAUCGGAGGGGCGUCGGGAGGUGUGGGGGGAGGAGGAGCAGCAGUAGGAGGGUGUGGAGGGGCGGGGGGAGGGAGGACGGCGGCGGCGCUGCCUCCGAGGGUCGUGACCGACCCGGCGGGUCGGUGUGCUGCUGUGGCGGUCAACUUCUGUCAGGUGGCGCUGCUGCCUGCGCUGGAGGCUAACUCAUUCGACUUGGGAGCAGCAGCAGCAGGCGGUGGCGGUUAUGCGGGCGGCGCGGCGGCGGUUGGAAAUAGUUACGUCCUCAACCUCCACAAGAUGAUGGGCAUUCGGGAGAUCCGUGACUGUGUGUUUCUGGCGGGCUACACGGAGCCAGUGCUGCUGGUGCUGCAUGAGCCGGAUGCCACAUGGGCGGGGAGGCUGAGGGAGCGCAAGGACACCUGCUGCCUGGCCGCCAUCUCCAUCUCCCUCCGCCUCAAGCGCCACACGCUGCUGUGGAAGGUGGCGGGGCUGCCGUACGACUCGUACAAGCUGCUGCCGGUGCCGUACAAGGCUGCCGUACUGGUGGUCAGCCCCAACCUGCUGGUGCUCAGCUCGCAGGCCUCCCAGCAUGCCGCCGCGCUCAACUCCUUUGCGCUGCCCGGUGAGGUGCCCCCGCCGCUGCUCUUCGACCCCGCCCGCGAGCCGCCCUCCGUCACCGCGGGGCGGCUGGCGGCGGAGUUCGCACUCAAUGUACACCCGGACUGCGCCCCGGCCCUAGCUCGCAACGCUGCGCUGAUGUCGGAUCUGGAGGCGGUGGCGGCGGGGGUGGCGGCGGCCUGGCUGUCACCCACCACAUGUGUACUGGGUCUGCAAUCUGGCGUCCUGCUUGCCGUACAUCUAAGGUUUGACGGGCCGCCGGAUCAGCGUAUAACUGCCGUACGGACAGGCGGCGGCCCCAUUGCAACCGCAUUAGUAAGCCUCACCAUGACGGCGGCAGCACGAGUGCCGUACGGUACUGCCGUACAAGCCGCCGCUACUGCUGCUGCUGGCGGUACGACAGCCGUCUUGCCGGCUGUAGCAGCAGCAGCCGCAGCUGCUGCGGCGGGGGCGCCGUGCCUGUCGUACAAGGGUCCCAAGGGCCUUAUGUUUUUGGGCUCCUGGACCGGAGAUUCCGUACUCAUGCAGCUACGGCCCCGUACGACAACAGCUGGUACGACAGAUCCUAAACAACAGCAGCAGCAACAGUCAGGGAAGGAGGCAGGGGCGGAGGAGGGAGCAGAGGAGGGCAAGGAAGACGAGGGCAGGGAAGCCAAGCGUGCCAAGACAGGCUCUGCUGACGUUGGAGGUGGAGGUGGAGGUGGAGAGGCGGAGGGGGGCCCCCCGCGGUUCAACCUCAGGUUGCUGGACUCGCUGCCCUCCAUAGGCCCCGUUCGUGACCUGCUGUUCGCGGACACCUCCUCCGCCGCCUCCUCCCACGUGCCCACCGCCGGGGCGACGGAGGCGCCGGGCAGGGGCGGACCCACCACCUUCCUGUGUGUGGGACAGGGCCAGACGGGGGCGGUUGUCAUGGCACGCCAGGGCCUUAUCGCGGAUGUGCUCUCCGAGGUGAACCUGGCGGGUAUCGCUGGGGUAUUUGCCGUACAUCACCGUACGGAAGAUGACGCUGAUGAUGACGUAAUGUACGACAAUGACGGUGCCGGUGGAGGUGAUGGUGGCGGCACUGACCCACGGGUCGUCGCUGACCCUGCCAAUGACGGCGACGACGACGACGGCGGCGGCGAAGCUCCCAUUGACGUCGCCGACGAGGGCGAUGACGAGGGAGGUCGAGCGACGGUUGAGAUGACGCCGGAACCGCCGGAGGUCGACAGUGGCGGCGGUGACGUCAGCGGCGGCGAUGGCACGUCAGCAGCUACGGAGGGCAAGGGAGGGAAGGAUGACGCGGUGCCAGAGGCGGAGCCCGCUGAGGCUCCGGAGGCGAAGACAGAGCGAUCUGGCAUCAGCGAGAUAAUCACGGGCGUCAAGCGGGCGAGAUCACCGGAGGGAGAUGUGGAAGCAGCACCGGCUGUAGCUGGCAAAGUGAGCAAGGCGGAGGGAGCCGGGGACCGAGAUGCAGGAGGGGGUGCCGUACGACAGCAACAACAGCCUCCGCCGCAAGCCAAGGCCAACCGACCCACGGGUCCGCCGUACCACGCCUACCUGCUCAUUACGCUGGGGCGCUCUCGCACCAUGGUACUGCGGUGUACGGAAGGGCUCGACGACAUUACCAAAAACCCCGGUUGCGACUUCCUCACGGACCAGCCCACCCUGGCCGCGGGCAGCCUGUUCCACAACGCCGUCAUAGUGCAGGCAUGUCCCACGGGUCUGCGGCUGCUGGAGGGUACGACACUGGUGCAAGAUCUGCCCGUACCCGAGCUGCAGGUCCUGGGCUCCAUGUCCCCCUCGCCGCAUCCGCUUGCCGUACCGCCAACCGUCACGUACAUGCAGUCCGCGGACCCCUACGUGCUGGUGUGCCUCAGCGACGGCACCGCAUGCCUCCUGGAGGGGGACCCCCUCAGCCUCACACUCGGACACCUCAGCAACAGUGGCAGCAGCGGGGCAGGUGAGGACAGCGGUACGGCAGCUGCAGCAGCAGCGGCAGCAGCAGCAGCGGAGCAGCUGGCGGGUGCUCCCUCCCGCAGCCCCUCUCGACGCAUCGCCGCCGCCUGCCUGCAGCGCGAUGAAACAGGCUGGAUGGCGGCACAUUGCGGUACGACGGACAGUUUUACGACAGGCAGUGGUACGACAGCAACGGUUAGCGGUAACGGUACCGGUAACAAUGUAUACUUGUGGAUUGUACGACGAUCUGGGCGGUUGGAGUGCUACGGGUUGCCGUACAUGAACCUCGUGUUUCAGAGUUCGGGUCUGGCGGCGGCGGAGGAGGUACUGCGGAUGGGCCCUACCGCCCUGUACGACAUGAAUGACCUGUUUGGGG